AUGUUCGUUGAAAUCGGACCUCUGUCGUGUUUUAUUUCCCAUCAUUCCAUCCCAACUGACAUGCAGUUUUGUCCUAACAUAAGCCCCCCAUGUUAUAAAUCAAAAGAAGAAGACAUAGUCAUUCAAGCUGAUGAUGAAAUACGAUUGAAGAUAGUCGGUACUCGUGUUGAUGCCACAGGAAUUGAAGAAUAUACAUCGUCAAUGCUUCUGACAGCCAGCAAUUCAACUCAGCAGUACGCAUUAGAAGAGAACAUUGAAAUUUCACUUUUCGGUACAGAAUUUAUCCGAGAUGUGAAUAAAUACUUGGGUAUUGACAAAGAACCUCCCAUAGAUAUAGAGUUCAAGCCCCAUGGCAAUUUGAUCCUGGCCAAGGACGAGGACGCUGAGAGACUCAUAAAAAAUGUGAGACUACAAAAUUCUAUGGGAGUUCCGACUACCAUUUACACUGCGACGCAACUGCAACGCAUGUUCCCGUGGCUCAACACCGAAGGAAUAGCAAUCGGUACCAUGGGGGCUGAAAAAGAGGGUUCAUUUAAUCCCUAUGCGUUGUUGAGAGCCUUGAGACGGAAAUGUAUAGCUCUUGGGGUUGAAAUCGCUACUGCGGAAGUCAAAGGAUUCAUUUUUAGCAAAAUUCCAAAUUUCACUGUCGUCUCACCGUCGACUGCUGAUCUUUACAGUAAACUUAAUCAUGUUGUUGUGAAGACAGCGGCUGGUGAAAAAAAAAUCAUCCAAUUCGCUGCAGCUGUUAUAAUUUAA
Microplitis mediator is the source of this 756-nucleotide messenger RNA. Its product is annotated as FAD-dependent oxidoreductase domain-containing protein 1-like. Lineage: Eukaryota; Metazoa; Arthropoda; Insecta; Hymenoptera; Braconidae. The record is from RefSeq and is a predicted model, not a curated record. Gene Ontology annotation, molecular function: nucleic acid binding; oxidoreductase activity. The transcript is spliced from 4 exons. Gene Ontology annotation, cellular component: cytoplasm. Bases 1 to 756 code for a protein of 251 amino acids.